Lecanosticta acicola is the source of this 1030-nucleotide messenger RNA. Lineage: Eukaryota; Fungi; Ascomycota; Dothideomycetes; Mycosphaerellales; Mycosphaerellaceae. The record is from the annotation of a GenBank genome assembly.
AUGCCGGAGCUCCGCCGCUCUCAGCGACGCGCAGCCACUGCCUACGAGUCCAAUGGCCGCGAUUACUUAGCUGCCACCAUGGGAUGCUCUCGCAAGCAGUUCGAAGACUGGCUCACUUCAAGCAGUGUCCGCCCACAUCUGGUCCUCUGGUACAAACUGUGUUACAUCGGUGUCAGGCGCUUCAACGUUGGAGUAGAUUGGAUCAACACGGGCGAGAAAGGGUAUGAAGCCUGAAACGUCUUACUCAUUGGAGGCAUCUACUGAAAACCAAUGCUUUGUCACCAGAUACUACUACAACCCACAAGACCUCGAGGAGGACUUACUCCUGAUGUGUCUUGGCGAGGGCAACGCCGACGACGACAUUGAGGGCAAUAGUCUCGAACCGAAAUACAGCGAUGAGAAGGCCGUGACCUGCAAGUGGAUUACGCAGGAAGUCUGGGCUCGCGCCGCCUGGCGCAUCGUCAAGAACAACAGUGGCGAGGGUCAGCCAUUCGAGAAGACGAUCAUCGAGCAUCCGUCUAAGGCGUACGCUUUCGUCAUCGACAUCCUUUGCAUCGCCUUCCACUCUCUGGUUCACCGCUAUGAGGAAUCGGUCUGGGAUGGCCUCAUCACAAGCGCUGGAGCGGAAUCGCCGCCGACUCCAUCGACCGCUCAGUCAAUAAUGAUGGAUAACAAAAUGGCCGCUGCUGUUGCUCUGGACCUGGAUCCCAAUGCGGAGGGUGAUGCUGCAGAAGACGAUGAGGUGGAAAUGGAAGAUGAGGACGGCGACGUGAGCAGUGAAGUGAGCGGUAGUGAGUUUGGCGAGCAGGUGCCGCUCAUGGAAUGCGAGAACGGCUCAAUCGUCAGCGAUACGAGCAUCGGCCAGAUCGACGAGCCGACGACUCCCAAGGCUAAGGAGCGGAUGAUGCCGUUGACUCCCGGAGCGCCAGACAAGAUGCGAGCAGUGCCAUCUCCCGCCGUCGAGGAUUGGAUGGAGCGGAUCAACGAGGAUGGCGGUGUUGAGGGCGAUGGUGUCUUCAAAGCACGCUGA